ACCCCUCUUUGUAGCAAGGAAAAAGGGGGAAGUAAAACGAUGGGAUCGGAGCCGCCGCCGUCGCAACCGCCGGAAUGGGCGUCAGAGCCCUGCAUAAUGGGAAUUGAUGAAGCUGGCCGUGGCCCUGUGUUAGGUCCAAUGGUGUAUGGAUGCUUGUAUUGUGCGCUCUCUUAUCAGAAAACACUCUCCACCUUAAGUUUUGCAGACUCGAAAACUUUAAAAGUAGAGAAGAGGGAAGAGUUAUUUGAGAGUUUGAAGGCUGAUGAAUCAAUUGGAUGGGCUGUUGAUGUCAUAGACCCAAGAGAGUUGUCAGACAAAAUGUUACGAAAGAAUAAGAUAAAUCUUAACGAAAUUUCACAUGAAUCUGCAAUGGGACUCAUCAGGAAGACAUUGAACCUUGGUGUUCUGUUAACUGAGGUUUAUUUGGAUACUGUUGGAGAUACAGAAAAGUACAGAGUAAAGCUUUCCGAAAGAUUUCCCAAUAUCAAAUUUGUGGUUUCUAAGAAAGCUGACAGCCUUUAUCCUGUUGUGAGUGGUGCGAGUAUUGUUGCAAAGGUGACGAGAGACAGAGCUUUGCGGGACUGGAUGCCAGAUGAAACUGCAGACCUCAGUAGGAAUUUCGGGUCUGGUUACCCUGGAGACCCACAGACCAAGGCCUGGCUGGAUGAUCACAAGCACUCAGUCUUCGGGUUCCCAUCAUUAGUUCGCUUCAGUUGGGGAACCUGCACGUCAUAUUCCAAAGAUUUUGUCGACGUGCUAUGGGAGUCUGAUGCUGCUGAUGGGGACGAAAGCGGAAAGUCUAGCAAACGGCAGAAGAAACUAACGAGCGCUGGUUUCACAACGGUAAAGAAAAGAAGCGAAGACAUUGAAUCGAGUGGGAAAGGUCGUUGCAAAUUUUUUCAAGCUCGCAAACUCGAGCUACUUAGCCAGUUUUAGAGGUAUGUUUGUUAUUUUUAUUUGUGACCAUUCACAUUGAGAUUGAGUAGCAAUUACUCUUCUCCAGCAGAUGCUGUAACAUUUCUUUGUAACUCGGAAUGAAUUCAUAUUAUUCACAUGUUCUGUGUUGAAAUGAAUGAUAUAGUUCGGUUAA
Salvia hispanica is the source of this 1090-nucleotide messenger RNA. RefSeq names its product Polynucleotidyl transferase, ribonuclease H-like superfamily protein. The record is from RefSeq and is a predicted model, not a curated record. NCBI's taxonomy places the organism in Eukaryota, Viridiplantae, Streptophyta, Magnoliopsida, Lamiales, Lamiaceae. Gene Ontology annotation, molecular function: RNA binding; RNA-DNA hybrid ribonuclease activity. Gene Ontology annotation, biological process: DNA replication, removal of RNA primer; mismatch repair. Gene Ontology annotation, cellular component: ribonuclease H2 complex.